This is a messenger RNA of Manduca sexta (tobacco hornworm), 3716 nucleotides long. RefSeq names its product DNA-directed RNA polymerase III subunit RPC2 (gene RpIII128). Lineage: Eukaryota; Metazoa; Arthropoda; Insecta; Lepidoptera; Sphingidae. The record is from RefSeq and is a predicted model, not a curated record. Gene Ontology annotation, biological process: DNA-templated transcription. Gene Ontology annotation, cellular component: RNA polymerase III complex. Gene Ontology annotation, molecular function: ribonucleoside binding; DNA-directed RNA polymerase activity; DNA binding. The coding region runs from base 244 to 3648 and encodes 1134 amino acids. The transcript has 13 exons.
CCCUUGGUCUUCCCAAUUAAAAGGGAAAUUUAAAAAAUAUAUCCUUGGACUCAUUCUGACAUUAUUUGAAAAUUGUAAUUUGCAAAACACUGUUCUCCUUGUAAAACAUAAUUUUAAGUAUAUUUAAGUUAUAAACUUUAUAAAAUUGUUGUCUGUCUACAUUUUCGAAUAAUACAGGUGAUAAAGAAAAAAAUGUAAUACAGACAAAAAUAUUCUGUAACCUUAUAUACCCAAACAGACAAAAUGGGUGAAAUAAAUAAGAAACAAAACGACUGGGAUUCUAGUAAAGGUUUACGAGAACCUAUAAAAGCUUUGGAGGAUAAAUGGAAGUUGGUACCAUCAUUUUUGGAAGUAAAGGGUUUAGUAAAACAACACAUAGAUUCCUUUAACUAUUUCAUCAAUGUAGAAAUUAAAAAAAUUGUUCAGGCAAAUGAAAAAGUAUUUUGUGAAUCAGACCCAUUGUUUUACAUUAAGUACCUCAAUGCUUAUGUUGGUACCCCUGAUCUGGAAGAAGGUUUUAACGUUUCUAAGCGUACCACUCCACAUGAAUGUAGGCUUCGAGAUAUGACAUACUCCGCUCCUAUCACAGUUGAUAUUGAAUACAUAAGAGGUAAUCAAAGAGUGAUUAAAAAUAAACAACUGAUUGGUAGAAUGCCACUUAUGCUGCGCUCUUCUAACUGUGUCUUGACAAAUAAAUCUGAUUAUGAAUUGGCACAAUUGAAUGAAUGCCCACAUGAUCCAGGUGGCUAUUUCAUUAUAAGAGGACAAGAGAAAGUAAUAUUAAUCCAGGAACAGUUAUCAAGGAAUCGUAUGAUUGUCGACGAGUUUAAAGGUGCCAUACAAUGUCAAGUGACCAGUUCUACUCAUGAAAAGAAGACACGUACUAAUGUAAUCGUUAAAAACGGAAAGUAUGUGCUACGACAUAAUGCUUUAUCCGAUGAUAUACCAAUAGCAGUAGCUUUCAAAGCUAUGGGCAUAUGUAGUGAUCAAGAAAUAAUGCAGUUAGUUGGAACAGAUGAUACAAUUGUAAAAAAAAUGGCUCCUUGCAUUAUGGACUGCCACAAUCUGAAGAUCUUUACACAGAACCAAGCUUUGGCAUAUGUUGGAAGCAAACUCAAAGUUAAAAGGUUUCAGACAGGCAACGCAAAGGCGCGCACACCGAUCGAUGAAGCCCGCGAUCUUUUCGCAACCAUUAUAUUGGCGCAUGUCACAGUUGAAAAUUAUAAUUUCUAUGUAAAAGCUAUUUAUUUAGCAAUUAUGGUAAAAAGGGUAAUUGAAGCAGAAAAUAACAAAGCCGCAAUAGAUGAUCCCGAUUACUAUGGAAAUAAAAGGCUUGAGUUAGCUGGAUCUCUGUUAGCUUUGAUGUUUGAAGAUUUAUUCAAAAGAUUCAAUUGGGAGCUUAAGUCUAUAGCGGAUAAAAUAAUACCCAAAGUAAAAGCAGCUCCAUUUGACAUAGUUAAACACAUGAGACCAGGUUUAAUAGCUAAUGGACUGUUUGCAGCAAUUUCAUCAGGUAACUGGACCAUCAAGAGGUUUAAAAUGGAGAGGCAUGGUGUAACACAAGUUUUGAGUCGUCUGAGUUAUAUAUCAGCUCUUGGGAUGAUGACCAGAGUCAACUCUCAGUUUGAGAAAACAAGAAAAGUGUCGGGUCCGCGCUCAUUGCAGCCCUCGCAGUGGGGCAUGUUGUGUCCCUCAGACACUCCGGAAGGCGAAGGUUGUGGUUUAGUGAAAAAUUUGGCGUUGAUGACACAUAUUACAACGGAAUGUUCAGAAGAACCUAUCGCAAGAUUGGCUUGUAAUGCGGGCGUUGAAGACGUAAGACUUUUGGGUGGUGAAGAAAUUAAUCAUCCUGCUGUUUACAUGGUCUUCCUCAAUGGUAACAUAUUGGGUGUCUCGCGCCAAUACAAACGACUUAUAAAAGUGUUCAGAAUGUUCAGACGACGUGGAUUGAUUUCGGCAUUUGUCUCAAUUUAUCCUAAUCAUAAUCAAAGGACGGUUUAUAUAUGCAGCGACGGGGGGAGAUUAUGUCGUCCGUAUAUUAUCGUUGAAAAAGGCUAUCCAUUAGUACAACAGUUCCACAUAAAUGACUUAAACAGAGGUAUCAGAAAGUUCCAAGACUUUCUCAACGACGGCCUUAUCGAGUAUUUGGAUGUGAAUGAAGAGAAUGACAGUCACAUCGCGACCCGUGAGGCGGAUAUCGAUCCGUAUGUAACGACUCAUCUUGAAAUUGAACCUUUCACAAUAUUGGGCGUGUGUGCUGGGCUUGUUCCUUAUCCACAUCAUAACCAAAGUCCAAGAAAUACCUAUCAAUGUGCUAUGGGUAAACAAGCUAUGGGAACUAUUGGCUAUAAUCAGAAAAACAGAAUCGACACUCUUAUGUAUAAUUUGGUAUAUCCACAAUGUCCGAUGGUGAAAUCGAGAACAAUAGAACUGAUAAAUUUCGACAAGUUACCAGCUGGACAAAAUGCCACCGUGGCUGUAAUGAGUUACAGUGGUUAUGACAUAGAAGACGCUUUGAUAUUGAACAGAGCUUCCAUUGACAGAGGGUAUGGACGAUGCCUCGUAUACAAAAGCGCCAAGACUACCAUGAAAAGAUACAGCAACCAAACUUCAGAUAGAAUUUUAGGACCGUCGAGAGAUGCUGCUACGGGUAAAGUGAUAAGAGCGCAUGAAAUUUUAGAUAUUGAUGGAAUAGCCGCCCCGGGGGAAAUGGUCGAAAAUAGACAAGUGUUGAUAAACAAGCAGAUGCCACCCGCCACCCUUAACCCUGUGACCCAAGGCCAGCCGCAGCAAAUUGAUUACAAAGACGUACCAAUCACGUAUAAGGGCCCCGUCGAAUCUUACAUCGAAAAAGUUAUGGUGUCUUCUAAUUCUGAGGAUGCAUUUUUAAUCAAGAUAUUGUUAAGACAAACCCGUGUUCCUGAAAUAGGAGACAAGUUCAGUUCUAGACACGGUCAGAAAGGUGUUACUGGGUUGAUAGUCCAACAAGAAGACAUGCCUUUUAAUGAUAGAGGCAUAUGUCCCGACAUGAUCAUGAACCCCCACGGAUUUCCGUCUCGGAUGACAGUCGGCAAAACGAUCGAACUAUUAGCAGGAAAAGCCGGAUUAAUGGAAGGCAAAUUUCAUUAUGGUACUGCAUUUGGAGGUUCCAAAGUACGUGAUGUUUGUGCAGAAUUAGAAAAACACGGGUACAAUUACCACGGCAAAGACAUAUUUUAUUCCGGUCUAACUGGAGAACCGUUAGAGGCAUAUAUUUAUUCUGGACCUGUAUAUUAUCAAAAACUGAAACACAUGGUGCAAGAUAAGAUGCACGCCCGCGCGCGAGGUCCCCGCGCCGUGCUGACGCGCCAGCCGACCGAGGGACGCUCGCGGGACGGAGGACUGAGGCUCGGCGAGAUGGAACGGGACUGCCUAAUAGGAUAUGGCGCCAGCAUGCUGCUGAUGGAGCGGCUGAUGCUGGCGUCGGACGCAUUCAGCGCAGACAUCUGCGACGCGUGCGGGCGGCUGGCGUCGCGCGCCUGGUGUCACGCGUGCCGCUCCUCCGCCGCCGUCUCCAGCAUAGAAAUGCCUUACGCUUGCAAACUGCUAUUCCAGGAGUUAGCGUCCAUGAAUAUUGUACCUAAGCUUACUCUUAAAAAGUACUGUUAAAACUAUGUAAUGGAUAACAAUAUAAUAAAGGUUGGCGCCUCGGAGUAAAUAAACGUUUUCGCUUAUUA